UCCGUUCAGUUGUCGUCCGACUCUUGGCGAAUCAACACGUUGUCCUUUUCGUUUUGUUUUUCCCUUCCGUUGGGGUUCUUUACAAGUGUUUUGCGUGUCGUUAGUGCCGUGCCCAUUGAUCGGCUGGCAAGUGUGUCACCAUUCAAUCGAGAGAAAGAAGAAGAAAGAAGAUGCCAUCGAGGCAGCGCAGCGGUGAAAGUGCAUUCCACAGUGACGGUGAAUGACAUUGUCUUCUUGUUUCAUUGAUCCCGUUGAUCAGAUUAUUCUCUAAUCGUUGAGCCGUUCAUUUGCUUCUUUCUUCUACCGGCAAUCAGUGAAUCGUUUAGACUAAGAUAACAUUCAAAUUAAGGGCGUAUACGUUUUCUCUUUGAAAUUGAGAAACAAAGGAAACAAAAAAAAAAAAAAAAAUGGAAACGAUCGAUUUCGGGUGUCAGGUGAGAUGUCUCAACCGACAGCGGUUGAUUCCAGGAUCGACGCAUCCGCAAUUGAACCAAUGCGCCUCGAAAUUCUUGGCCAAAGUAAAAAAGGAAGUGAAGAUGUGCGAUUCGUCGGCCGCGAGCAGCACGACGACGACGACGACGACGACGAUGGCGGCAAGCAAAUUGCCCGAAGCCGGUUGGAUGAAGUUGAAAUUGAGCGAACGCGGCCUGAGAAUCCUGCCGGCCGUUUGCUCGUCGUCCAUGUCGUCGUCGUCUUGCGCCUCGUCGACGACCUCCUCUUCAUCGGCGUCGGCCUCGUUGGGCGCCAUGCGCAGCCUGCAGCAGAACGGCAAGAGCGACGAAGGUUUCGAGUCGGACAGCGACACGUCGAUACGGCGGCCGCACAAAAGCAAUUCGGCCGCGUGCAGCAGCGGCGUCAACAGCAGCAGCUCGGACAUGGACAUGGACAUGGACGACUCUGACGAAGGACGCGGCGGCAGUCAAAACAAGAAGAAGACGCCGGCGCUCGAUGCCGGCGACUCGUCCGACUCGGACUCGGCCGAGCAGACGACUGUCCUCUUCCCCGUCCGCUGCCCGUUGUCGGACAUCCUGUCGUGCCAACACCCGGCCGCGCUCGGCCGCCACGUGGUGCUGUUGACGCUCCGAUCCGCCGACGACAGCGCCCUCGACAUCCUCGCCCUGGAAUGCAGCGCCGAAGAGCCGGCCCGUAUUCUCACAUUGCUCUGUCAGAAGAUCCAGGCCUCGGCCUUCGCCGCCGCCGCCGCCGCUGCCGCCCAUCCGUCAGGAGCGACCCGACCCGCCCCAACGGCGGCGUGCGCAGCAGCUACGACGGCGUCCGCUGCGACCAACGACGCGCCGUCCAAGACGGCAGCCAAGGUCAGUCAAGCGCCGGCAGGCGGCGGCGAUGAGCGGCCGACAGCCAAGACAAGUGGGGCCGCCGUCUCGAUCCAGUCGUGGUCGGACAGGGAAGAGAGGCGGACGCUGGAUGCGAUCCUGGUCGAUUCGAAACACUCGUCGCUUGCCACGCCUUUGGCCGCUGGCGGCGCCAAAGCGCACAACAUCAUCCGCAAAUUGGAGCGCCAGCAUUCCGAAUGGAGUUUGAUCCAGCGACGGACGCGAGACGGACUGACCCACCUGCAAGUCUCGAAGCAGCAGCAGCAGCAGCAGCAGCAGCAGCAGAAGCACAAAUCGACGUCGGCCUAUUUGAAUCAGGCGGCCGUCGCCGGUGGCGGUGACGUCGCUGCCGCCUCCUCCCCCUCCUCCUCCUCCGCCGCUAUGCGCGGCCAUUUCAACGGCUCGGUGCCGACCGCAACAUCCGGCGCCAUGUUGAACAACAACGGCAACAACAGCAGUAGUAGUACUAGUACUAGCAGCAGUCAUAAGAAGGGCAUGCCUUGCGGCGAUCAGAUGGCCCGCCUGGAAACGGGCCUGGCCAUUACCAACAGCCAUCAGGGACAUGGCAGUCGCAUCAGUAGUGGCGUCGAUGGCGUCGUCGUCGUCGCUGCCGUCGCCGCUGCCGGAUUGAAGCGAUCCGACACGGCCGCCGUCAUGCAUCACAAGCUGGCCAAGAGCAAGUCGUCCGGCUCGUCCGUGUCCACUUGCUCUUCGCCCUCGUCUUCUUCCUGCAUCGUCAGCCUGCAGACGCCCGAGUUGCCGCUCUCGCCGUCCAUCACGUCCUUGUCGCCGGCCGUCGUGACGGACGCCUCUACUUCGCCGUCCCCACCGCCCACCCCGCCGCCCCAGCCCAAGACGUCGCGCUGGUCGUUCGGUGCGCCCUUCCGCCAACAGCAGCAGCAGCAGCAGCGCCUCCUGUCGCCGGAAGCGUCGCGACGCAACGCCAAACCCAACCAACGAGGCAGGUCGUCUGAGCGCAAGUCUUGCAAGUUCGACGCCUGUUCCACGUUGAGCGCUCCGCAGAGCGGCACCUCCGAACUGGACGGCCUUUUCGUCUCCUCCAGUCGAAUGUUGAGCAUCAAAUCCAACAGCAACAACAGCAACAACAACAACGGCAAGAAAAAUUCUAAAAAGUCGUCCAAGAGUCUGCCGGAAUUGCUUCCGGUUCAAUCGGCCGCGACGGCGCCCAAAUUGAAACGCGAUCCGUCCAAGACGAGAUCGUUCCUAAUGAAAUUGACGUCGUCCUCCCGCAAAUCGCCCACUCCGCCCCCAACGGCUGCGCCUCCUGCGCCAUUGAGCACGCUUUCUCUCAAUAGCGAACGAUCGGCCAGCGAAAAGGAGCACCGCGGCCAGCAGCAGCAGCACCAGCAGCAUCCGUUGAAACUGCAUUCGCGAGGCCGGUCGUUGAUCCGCCUCCGUUCGUCGACCCGACUUCAAUCGCCGCCUCCUGCUGGACCAGCGACGUCUUCACAUUGCGGCCAAACGUUCCUCAUACCGACCAAAUCCGGACAAGAACUGACACGCAACAUUUAUCCGAAAGAAGGUCCGGCUGCGUCCCAGCAGCUGCAGCUGCAACAACAACAACAACAACAACUGCAUCAACAGCAGCCGUUGCAUCAGCCCGUUUUCCACCUGUUGACCGGACACAAUAACAAAAACGCUUCCGGCCAUGGCAUCGGCCGGCUGCGCUACAACGUCGGUCCGCCGCCAGUAGCGGCCAUGUCGAACGGCUGGGCCGGCUAUUGCUGGAACGACGGGCCAAAUGCUGCGCUCGUCCGUCACUCUGUGCCCACCUACGCGACACCCAUCGAUCCCAACAACAACCAACAUCUUCAACAACAACAACAGCAACAACAACAACAACAACAGCAAUGGAUCUACUUCCAUCCGCAUCGGCAUCACCUGGCCAUGCCGCCGCAACCGCCACCCGCUCUGAUGAAGGCGGGCGAUUUCAACAAGUUGCGCCUGCAACGGUCCAGGAGUCAAAGCCCCGGCCGGAUGCGAAGUAGCCAAAGAUGGCUACCCCCUGCCGCACCAGCUGGCCCGUCGUCUAUUGGCCAUUAUUACGCCGUCCCGACGCCCAUCCACCACCAACAGCAGCCCGUGUCUCUUCCGCCAGACAUGGGCCUCGUCUUGUCGCAACAACACCGAACCGCCCCGCCUUGCCAUUCGCCUUCAAAUGCGAGCGGCAAUCACCAAGAGUUGUCGUCCUCUUCGUCCGCGCGCUCUUUCAGACGAUCCAAAUCGACUCACACGCGCAUGUCGACGCGUAGCCAUUUGACGCCGCUCUCCUCAUCCAAAUCGACUAACCACAACAACAACAACAACAAUAAUAAUAAUAAUAAUAACAAGGCAGUGACGUUUCACGCCUUCGCUACCGUCCAACUGGUUGAUUGAAAACAGUUUUUUUUUUUUUUUUUUUUUUUUUUAAAUUCUAAUUAGUUUUUUUGUUUGUUUUUUUUUGCGCUAAGGGAAUGUUUAUUUGAUACAAAAUAUGAGGGGGAAGGGAAAUUUUUCCUUGAAACAAAAAACAAACAAAAAAAAACGCACAUCUGUGAUGUUUCUUUUUGUUUUUAGUUUUUAUUUUUUUCGAAAUCCUAUUUUGGUUGUUAAAUAAUGUUUUUGGGUGAUUUGACGGUUGUGUAUAGAAACAAAUGCAAAUAUAUCAAAGCGCUCGGAUGGA
This is a messenger RNA of Daphnia carinata, 4017 nucleotides long. RefSeq names its product mucin-5AC-like. The transcript is spliced from 2 exons. The record is from RefSeq and is a predicted model, not a curated record. Lineage: Eukaryota; Metazoa; Arthropoda; Branchiopoda; Diplostraca; Daphniidae. The coding region runs from base 408 to 3731 and encodes 1107 amino acids.